GCUCCUGUUCCGCCGUUCGUGGCUCAAAUGCCAUAUGAUCUGUUUGUCGCAGAACCCUCUUUGAUGACCAGUCAAGACGACCAGCAACUUACCGAUCUUCUUGUACGGUAUCAUGACACGCUACUUCCGUCUCCAUCAGAUCUGCAAACCAUGACUCAUUUGGUCAAUCGAGUGGUAACAGUAAUCGAAAACCUAAUUGUUAAUCCCGCGGAAUUUACAGCCGGGCAAAUCGAAGAGGUUAAAUGUGUGGGUUCGUUUAAACUUGGUACCUGGCUUUCCAAACACAACACAGCCGACCUGGUGGUCGUUCUACGUACUUUACCCACUGCGGAGGCACUGAAAGGUCUGCAGAUCAUUUUAAAGAAACGUUUGGAUGCGGAUGCAAAAAGUCCAAAAGACCAAUGUGUUGUGAGCACUCACGCCUACGGGUUCUCUGUGUCCGCGGACGAAUUCAGUGUGCGCGCGUUCCUUACUACUAGCCCGAUUCAUUUGAAUAAGGCGGAUCCCACUGUACACGGUCAGUUUUUAUCCCGACAGGUGAACAAUGUACUGUCAAGUCUCGGAUGGCGUACAAUUAGCGCUGUGUUUUGCGAUAAGCCACACAAUCUGUUUGGUAAUUUUUCAAGUGUAGCCUUUUGUGUGGUCGAUAGUUCCGUGGUCACAGGGGCCUAG
Molecule: messenger RNA, 672 nt
Organism: Echinostoma caproni
Lineage: Eukaryota; Metazoa; Platyhelminthes; Trematoda; Plagiorchiida; Echinostomatidae
Source: the annotation of a GenBank genome assembly